AUGGAGGUCGAGUACCGUCCAUUUGAAGACGAGCUGCACCUUUCCUACAGUCUGCAGGAGAGUGCAAUGCUCAGUGAUACUGAGGCCCAAAACAUGCCGCUGUUUCAGAAUCGCUGUCGUCUCAUUGUGUACUCGCUCUGUCCCGAUGAGAAACUUCGGAAGAUCAUCGACAGGUUAAAUUUGGGCAGCAUGGAGGUCGAGUACCGUCCAUUUGAAGACGAGCUGCACCUUUCCUACUUGCUGUGGCGCUGUUGCUGGGGCACCUUGCGAGCCUUUCAGGCUUUCUGCUGCGGGCUGUCCAAGCUCCUCCGCCCGUUGAUCUCUUCCCUAUGCUGCUGCUGUUCCCCUCUCUGCUCAAUUGUGGCCGAGUGCUUUAACCGUUCCCCCAUGGUCUGGAGAUACCUUAUGUGUCGAUGUUUCCGGAAUUGCUGGUUUCCGAAGUAUCACAAUCUGUAUGGAGUGUACCACACAAAUCUUUAUGGAAGACGGAACCUUACGGACGUGCGCGACUCUUUCUAUGACAACUUUUUAAAGUACAUGGAAUUAAAAGCUGGAAAAUCAUCCCUGAUAUUUAUUGUUGAUGAUGAGAGAAAUGGGAAAGAGGCAAAGGAAAACAUUGAAGCAGAACAUCCAACACUAAGAAAAUGCUGUGAUAAAAUAUUUGUUUUUGAGCCCCAGAAUCCCAAUGGCCAGACUGUAUGGAAUCAAGAGGAAAUUCGCAACUUCAACAGAUAUCUGAGUGCAUUUCAACAGAAUUAUACUCCAGAGCGUGCUUUAUAGAGUACAAGGAUGUUGAUGACGCAAUUUUCCACUCUGCUUUCGCAAAAUAGCCAACUUUUAAAUUACCUACUUUUGAACAGUUUUAACUAUUUUAGUUUGGGUAAUCCUGAUGUUUCCAAUUUCUGUAAUGGAACCAUUUAAUGCAGAAGAGGCCCUUUGGACCAUCCAGUCUGCACUGCCAAAAACUAUUCUAUGACCUACUUUAGUCCCACUUUCCCGUACUAGACCAAUAUCCUUGAACUGUCUGUUUAGGGUUAAGUUUGACUUGGGCACUGCCUAACAUUUUUCAGAUGCUUCUGGCAAAGUGCUCACUCCCCACCUGCAAUGUCCUUCCCUAAGUGACAUUGACCUGAAUCAUUGCUGUCCAUGUGUUUUUGGCAUACUUACAUUGCUGUUUGGGAAGAAGUUCAAGGUUUUUGAUCCUGUGACAGUGAAGAAGUAGAAAUAUAAUUCUAAGUUAGAAUGGUGUGUGCCUUGGAGGAGUACGUACAGGUUAUGUGAAAAAGAGGAAAGAACAAGGCAUUAUUUGUCUUUAAAUGUUUUCUUUAUUUUAUCUAAAGAUUUUGACAUGUUUCAUUUGCUCAAAAUAUUAUUUUCCCUUGAUGUGAAGCAUUGGUAAUUUUAUGAAAAUGCUGUAAAACUGUAACAUAAUUAUUAAAAAUCAAAUGUGUUCAUGUAUCAGUAUAAAGAAACAAAUAAGGUAACUGAAGUAAAUCUGUACCAUGGGUGGGUAAGGCUGCCUUUGGAAGAGUGCCUUUGAUGUUUUUACUAACACCAAAAUACUUCUCCUGCACAUAAGCUCUUUGUACUGAUUAUUGGCUAUUUUUGUUUGAUGUUCAAUAAACCUGUCCAACUGUUCACAA
Molecule: messenger RNA, 1643 nt
Organism: Chiloscyllium plagiosum (whitespotted bambooshark)
Lineage: Eukaryota; Metazoa; Chordata; Chondrichthyes; Orectolobiformes; Hemiscylliidae
Source: RefSeq, a predicted model, not a curated record